Molecule: messenger RNA, 582 nt
Organism: Ogataea parapolymorpha DL-1
Lineage: Eukaryota; Fungi; Ascomycota; Pichiomycetes; Pichiales; Pichiaceae
Exons: 1
Coding region: 1-582 (193 amino acids)
Source: RefSeq, a predicted model, not a curated record
AUGAUUGCACAUUGUCUGAUGCAGGGCAAGAUUUGGCAGCAGCUAGGAUAUUUGACAUCUUUCAAGCAGGAGAAGCUUCAAACCACCUGUUGCUCUAUCGUACUCAAAGACGAUUUACUGAAUAGGCAAAUGUAUCAAGACCUCAAAAACAACGCAAACGGAAUCGCAAAGCUCAACAACACAUUGAUAUACAUUUUGGAUGAAAUCGUUUUUCACAUCUAUAUUAAUGACGAUCGUCUCUGCCCAUCAAACAGCAACUUUGUAAAGUUGUUAAUGGAGGACCUCAAUUAUCUCAUGGCAUGUAACUACCUGCAACUAGAAUCUGCUUUCCCUUUGGUGUUUUGCUUUUAUUCCCGUUCUAUAUUACAACAAUCAUAUGAGUUAAUGUCCUCCAUUCAAGAGUCGCUUCAAAGGAAAACACAAGACCAAUUAUCGGGACGACGGGAAAUCGUCAUUGGGUUCUUGAAACAGGUCUCCACAAAAAAUAUGAAGUGGUUCUGGUCGAAGCACAAGUCGCAUAGAAACCCAGACUCCAUCAAGGUGUUCUUGUUGGAGUUCUUCAAUCAUGAAGCCGCGCUGUAA